AUGGGUUGCCCUGUGAACUCGUAUCAGACAGAGAUCCACGCUUCACUACUGAUUUCUGGCGUUCCGUGUUCAAAUCACUCGGAACGCGCUUCAAGAUGUCGACAUCUGAUCAUCCAGAGUCAGAUGGUCGGACGGAACGAGCAUGUCCUCGAAGAGAUACUUCGAGGAUACUUCCACUCCUUUAAGAGUUGGAGUGAGUUUUUGCCAAUGGUAGAGUUUGCCAUUAACAACUCGGUGCAUGCGUCCACGACACAUACACCGUUUUACGUGAAUGGCUUACGCCAUCCGCGUGUACCCACCUUACUCGAGUGUAACUUUGGUUUAAGGGGGGGGAGACUCGCGCGAGCAAAAGAAGGCUCGCUCGAGCAAAAGAAGACUCGCUCGAGCAAAAGAAGACUUGCUCGAGCAAAAGAAGACUCGCGCGAGCAAAAAACGAUUUGGUUCACGCUCAUCACGCUCUGA
Peronospora matthiolae is the source of this 462-nucleotide messenger RNA. NCBI's taxonomy places the organism in Eukaryota, Oomycota, Peronosporomycetes, Peronosporales, Peronosporaceae. The record is from the annotation of a GenBank genome assembly.